AUGCUGAAGAUUCUUCACAAAGGUUUUCGACAACACUUCCCUGAGAUCCUGAAGAUGAUCUCUGAGUGGGCAGAGCAGUUCUUUGGCCUUGAGCUGAAGGAAGUCAAGCGUUGUUGGGGAACCUACACUAUUGUCAAAAACUUAGAUGACUCCCACUGUGGCAGCUCUAUCAGUGACUUGGAUAUCCCCAUGAAUGGGCUUCUGAUGCCUCUUCUUGGGGUGAUUUUCUUAAAUGGGAAGUCUGUUUCUGAAGAUGAGGUCUGGGAAUUCCUGAAAAUGAUAGCAAUCUAUGGCAGGAAUAAAUGCAUAAUCUUUGGUGAGCCAUGCAAGUUCAUCACCAAAGAUUUGGUGCAGAAGAACUAUCUUGUGUACCGCAAAGUGCUUCACAGUGAUCCUCCACGCUUUGAAUAUCUGUGGGGUCCAAGAGCACACACUGAAAUAAGCAAGAUGAAAGUCCUUGAGUUUUUGGCAAAGGUUAAUGAAACCAUCCCUAGUGCCUUCCCAUUACAUUAUGCACAGGUUUUGAGAGAAGAGGGGAGGACCCAAGCCAAAGUCAGUGAUUGCAGUGCUUCUUGUAUCCCUCACCCCCGGGAAACUUCCAAUACAUCUACACUCAUGUAA
Molecule: messenger RNA, 621 nt
Organism: Cavia porcellus (domestic guinea pig)
Lineage: Eukaryota; Metazoa; Chordata; Mammalia; Rodentia; Caviidae
Product: melanoma-associated antigen B2-like
Exons: 1
Coding region: 1-621 (206 amino acids)
Biological process (GO): negative regulation of transcription by RNA polymerase II
Cellular component (GO): nucleus
Source: RefSeq, a predicted model, not a curated record